This is a messenger RNA of Leishmania braziliensis MHOM/BR/75/M2904, 4281 nucleotides long. It is a transcript of the gene DAT, whose product is annotated as putative dihydroxyacetone phosphate acyltransferase. NCBI's taxonomy places the organism in Eukaryota, Euglenozoa, Kinetoplastea, Trypanosomatida, Trypanosomatidae. Gene Ontology annotation, cellular component: mitochondrial membrane. The coding region runs from base 1 to 4281 and encodes 1426 amino acids. The transcript has a single exon. The record is from RefSeq and is a predicted model, not a curated record.
AUGGGCUUCCUACCAACUCGGCUUGCGCUCCCAGAGGAGCGCAAGCAGGUCGUCUUGGUCGCUCCCAUCGAUGGCCUCACCGCAGCCUGUGCUUGCGCGAUCGCCACCUCCCCAUUCGUGCCGCUGAACUGCCGCGUGCUGGUCAGCGACAUUCAAGUGCAGAGGCGAAGCCUGUGGUCCAACAACGGCAGCCCUCACACAGCGUGCAACUCCACCGAAACUGCUGCUGCCACUAGAGACUUCAUGCGCAGUGUGCAGAAAGUGGAGGCACACCUGCGCGCGAGCCGCGCAGCGCAGCGCGACAGGUCCGUGACACACAUGACGCAGUUCUACUACGGUGGAGUGUCACCCAAGGCUGAGGAGAUCGAGCCGAUGUUUCGUCGAGUUUCUGUGCUCGACGGUGGCGCACUUGACAAGACGAGUGUUGGCGGAGCCACGACGGACGUUACUGAGGCGUCAGACAGGAGUAGUGGUGUACCCCAUGUUGCGGAUUCUGUGUUUGUAUUGGUGCUGAGUGCACAGUCGCUUAGUUCAGACACGGUAAGUGGGCUCGAAGCGUACGAUACCCUUCUGCGCCGCCUUUGGAGUGAUGCCAGCUUUUCGCACGCCACCGAGACCGGCUCGCAGCAGACCCGGGUGCGAGGCAGUCUUGUCAUUCUCGCUGACGACAUCUACCGCGCUGCUGCGUGUGCAAUGCUGACAAAUAUCGCGAAGCAAGUCGCCACGACGGUAGAGUGGGUGGUGCUCCUCGUCUAUGCACACGCUAUGGACCCACCUGCACUGGAGUUCAGCGCGGCAGAGGUCGCCGUUGAAGCCCCAACGGGCAUUUCGCACGGUGGCACACUUCCCGCUUUGUGUGCCGCCACCGCGCUAGGCGUGUUACGGCACUUCCCUGUGAGCCGCAUUGAGCCAGCCACUAUUACGCCCGUCGACAUCGCCUUGAAUGCCGCUUUCUUGGGACACAUAUGUCUGUGCCACGGCGAGCUGGCCGAGUGCGUGGAAUGUGCCACGGAGAUGCAGUUCUGUGGUGCUUCGCAUACGCCCGCAAACGCCGCCACUGUUGCGGUCGAGACAGCUGCCAUAAUGUCAACGCCGCCGAUGCAGUGUGUCACGCGACACCGCAUGGCAUCUUUUGCAGUUGCCGAAUCACGCAAGCCUGGCGAAACGUCGCUGGUGUGGGGCAUGGUGGCGGAGUAUCUCAUGGGUUACUACACUCGAUUUGCCGACCAAAUUUUGGCUGCAUUCCCCGUGGCUGAUGUGUUGACACCGUCCCCAGUUCUGCAGUUCCCGUUCAGUGUGGUAGAUUUUGCCAACUUUGGACCGGAGCCGCGCGCGCCUGCCUACGUGUUGGAGGGAUUGCGCGCGUGUCAGCAGCGGCAGCGCCUCAUGGAAGAAGUGGUUGGCAAUCCCCGGGCGGCGCGGGUGCUGAAGUCGUAUGUCUCACAGAUGGACAGCACUGUCCGCCGCAUCAAGCGUACGGCUCGCGUGGCAGCGGCCCGAGAGAAGGCAUCUGCUACCAUCGCCGCCUCGGGCAAGGGUACCAUGCCCUCGUCUUUCUCUAUUGUGCCAUACCGCCUCGAGGACUUCAACGUGGCGCUGUACCACUCGCUUCUGCGUCGUCUGACAUCGUACUACACCUUCAUGCCGUUCCAUCAGUAUGUGGCGCUCGUCGAGGUUGACUGGGAGGCGUAUGUGUCGGUGAUUGCACGGGCGGUGCUUGAGCACCUGGCACGGUGUGUUAUGCGGUCUUCAUACAACAUGCAGCAGUUAGGAAGUCCCUCCCCUGCAGCCUCGGCGGGUGAAUUUGCUCGCAUUGUGAGAGUAGUUGGGGAUUCUCCCGCUCUCAGCGCCCCCUCCAAACCGGAAACUACUACUGUUGCUGCUACCGAAGCCCGCUUCGCUUUUCCAGAGCCGCGGCGCCACUUUACCAACGAUCUAGUGUACCAGGGCGCUGAGCGCAUCCCACCGAUGCCGUUCUUUACGCACAAGUACUUGGAUCUCUUUGUGUAUGUUCAGCGCAUCGGCCUAACAGCGAACGGCUGGCGCGGUGACAUGACACCUGGCAUGGCGCCGCAGGUGCUUACCUCCAUUAUUGCGCAGCCUGAUAUUCAGCGGCUCAUGACCGCUUUGGCUGCGAAAGACGGUGCAGCGAGGAAAGAGGUGGAGGCGCAAGCGAAACGUAUUCUGCUGCAGUGCGGCGAUACGCUGAAUCACGUGCAGUGUCGCGCGACGGGUCUCAUGAUCCGUGAGAUCUUUCGUCGCAUCUACUGCCGCAUCGACGUUAACGGCGGCGCCUAUGAGCGUCUCCACCGCUACUGCGCCAUGCCUCGUGUCGCCGUCGUCUUCGUCCCGCUGCAUCGCUCUUACAUUGACUUCCUCGUUCUCUCCAAGAUUCUGGCGAUCAUGCAGCUGCCGCUGCCGCACGUUGUAGCUGGAGAAAACUUUCUGAGCAUGGGCCUCCUCGCCACUCUGAUGCGAGGUAGCGGCGCCUUCUUCAUGCGCCGCUCCUUCCGCAGCGAUCCCCUGUACGCCGCGCUGCUCAGGGAGUACGUGCGGCACCUGGUGCGUGGCCGUCGUCCGCUCGAGUUCUUCAUUGAGGGAGCACGGAGUCGAACUGGCAAGACGAUGGCGCCGAAGAUGGGGCUUCUCAAGUUUGUCUGCGACACCUUCUACGAGCCGGGCCAGCAAGAGCUGGACGACGUGCUCAUUAUACCGGUUAGCCUGUCGUAUGACGAGGUGCUCGAGGCCACCACGCAUGCCAAGGAGGUGUUAGGUGUUCCGAAGCCCAAGGAGAACCCUAUGAACAUGCUCAAGGCUCGCAGUCUACUCAAGCGCAUGCACGGUAACGUCAAUGUCCACAUUGGCGAGCCUGUGUCCCUUCGAUCCCUCAAGGAGCACCCGCGGCAGUGCCCGCUGCCGUUCCAGCCCAAGGACGGGCAGCUCAGUGAGCUGGCUGCACCAGCUGUUGAAAUCGCGUCAGUGUCCAAGACACUCGAUACCACACCUUCCGUUGUCAAGUGCAGCUCCAUUACCCCGGCUUCUCUUCUCACCACUAUCGCGUGGCACCUGAUGUACAAACUGCAGCGUGACACGAUCAUCACCCCGGCAUCAAUGGUGGCUGCAGUAGUGGAGUGUCUUGGCCCCUACUACUGCGCAGCCAGUACAAAGUCGAAGAAGGGCAGUGACACCACCACAACGCCACCGGCCACGUCAGCUGCUAUGCCUUUACAAAAAUUGCAGCAGGGAGUCGAGUGGCUGCGUGGCCUCUUGCGCGAGCGUGGCGCUCGGCUUUCGGUGGAGGCCGCGGAGUUGAGCCCGGACAGGAUCGUGUCGCUUGCGCUGCACAACCUGGACCGCUACAUCCAAAUCACGGACGACAUGUCGAGCGUGGCAUACCGCCCGGACGACACGGUCACCAGGAUUGCAGUGAACAUCAGCACCAACCAGCUGAUCCACGUUUGUAUGGACGAAGCUCUCAUCGCCGUCGUCGCACAGGCGUUCGGCUCCGCUACCAUGCCGCACCGUCCGCCAUCUGGCACCGACGGGACGAUGCUGUGCGGGGUCCGCUCCGUAAGGGCGGACGUGCUGAGCAAUCAAACGCAGCUAUUGCGACAACUGCUGUCUGCCGAGUUUCCCAACUACGCCGCUGCAUCGCCAGUGAGCUUUGCGUCGUGGCUGGAGUGCACUGUAAGCCAACUUCAGCAGCAGCCCAUGGAGGGGCACACUGCGUACUCCAAGCUGUCUGGAGUCGACUUGCACGGUGGCACUGUUGUGCACGUGCCUGUUACGCAGUACUACUACUUCCUCUUACAGCUCAUCUGCCCUCACGUGGAGGCAUUCUACGCAGUGCUCGUGGCAGCGGCGGCUCUUCUGUCGGUGUACCCUGGCAAGCCGCUCGGCGCUGCGGACGUGGUGACAACGACACAGCGAGCAUGUGGCACCCUGUAUGCGGAGGAUAAACUGCGCUAUGUUGUGGCGGCUAACAAGGAGACGCUGCAGCACUACUACGAGAGCCUCAUCGCGCUCUCCCUCUUGCAGUUAAAGCGCCUGCCUGCUAGAAUGGAGCCUGGCAAGUCGAAGGUGAGGACCGGUGUCGUGGCGUACACGGUGGGGUCCAUGGGGCAAGAGGCAGCGCUGGCUCGCCUUGAAAUGCUGGCGACGCAGAUACGGAUGCUGUGGUGGCAUCCCUCCGCAGCGGCAGGGGUAACGAUCAGUAAAGCAACCAUUCAAGAGCGUGUGCUAGCGGUGUACCGGGAGCUAACCCAGCCGUCCAAGAUGUGA